GAAGAUUCUAACAGAGAGAUGCUACACUUUCACAACUACUGCAGAGCGUGAAAUUGUGAGGGAUGUGAAGGAGAAGCUAGCCUACAUUGCUCUUGACUAUGAGCAGGAACUAGAAACAUCAAAAACCAGUUCGGGUAUUGAAAAGUCAUAUGAGCUGCGCGAUGGGCAGGUGAUCACCAUCGGUAAUGAGAGGUUCCGUUGUCCGGAGGUUCUGUUCCAGCCAUCCAUGAUUGGGAUGGAAGCUGUUGGCAUUCAUGAACCCACCUACAAUUCCAUCAUGAAGUGUGAUAUAGAUAUUAGAAAGGAUCAUGAAGUGGGACCACUAUGUUCCCAGGCAUCGCUGACCGGAUGAGCAAGGAGAUCAAUGCAUUGGCUCCAAGUAGCAUGAAGAUCAAGGUGGUUGCUCCACCUGAGAGGAAGUACAGCGUGUGGAUUGGAGGAUCCAUUUUGGCCUCUCUAAGUACAUUCCAACAGAUGUGGAUCGCAAAGGCAGAGUAUGAUGAGUCAGGGCCCUCUAUUGUUCACAGAAAAUGCUUCUAAAU
This is a messenger RNA of Cuscuta epithymum, 542 nucleotides long. Lineage: Eukaryota; Viridiplantae; Streptophyta; Magnoliopsida; Solanales; Convolvulaceae. The record is from the annotation of a GenBank genome assembly.